AUGAUGCCUAGCACAUUCAAAGAUAAAUCAUCUGAGGCCAAUGCUAUUCAACAAAGGUUAAGAGCCAAACUAGAACUGACUCGUUUUCUUCAAGAGACUAUGAUUCAAACCACUGGAGCUAGCAAAAAUAGUUCAGAUGCACCUUCGGUCGCUGAAUUCCAGGAGUUUAUUAAAAAGUUACAAAGGUCUGGGGAACAAGCUCAAGCCAAAGACAUCACCAGAUUUUCCAAACUUUUUGAGGAUCAAGUGACGCUGGAUUCACUGGAUAGUAAACAGCUUAGAAUGUUAUGCCAACUACUUUCUCUUCCAACUAUUGGUCCUAGAAAUUUGCUGAGGUUUCAGAUUUGGAUGCGUGUCAGACAACUGAAAGCUGAAGACAGACUGAUCGCAAAAGAAGGUGUCGAUCAGAUUCCGCCUUGGGAAUUGCAGAGCUUGUGUCAGGAACGAGGUAUGCGUUCAGUUGGCUUGCCCAAAGAACGAUUACAGUCACAACUUAGCGAAUGGCUAGAUUUACACCUAGAACAAAAUGUACCUAUCACCCUUUUGCUAUUUUCCCGUGCACUUCAUGUAUCUCAAGCUACGAUUGAUCAGAAUCCUUUGCAACAAGCUAUUGCUCAGUUGCCCGCUUCAGCUUCAUCAGAAGUGGUCGCUCGUGUCUUAGAAUCCACUCCUCAUAAUGAACUCGAUCCUGAGACCAAGAUAAAGGUAUUACGUGAAGAACAGGAUAACAUCAAGUCUGCACGAGAACAACGUAAACAAGAGUUGUCUGAGCAGGUCAAAACUUCAUCAACUGCUGCUGCAGCCGCCGCAGAAGUUCUAAACGAUCAAGCUCCUUUGUUAAGAGGCUUUAAAAAUGAAGAAUUGGACAAAGUUACACCAGUCUUGACUGACUCAGCUACUACUUUAUCUGAUGAAGCAGGUGAACGAUCUCAGAUUAGCAAACCUAUUCCAGAGGCAGUAACUGUUGGUACAGUGCAAAUAUUAACUGCUGCACAAUCAAAAGAUGGUGUACACACAAGCUGUUCAAGUGAUGUAGCUGAAAAACCGAAAAAACCAGCGGUUGAAGAGGUGACUGAGAUAACAGCUGGAGAUCUAGCUGAAAUUCAUUCAGCUAUUGCUAACUCUACACAUGAAUUGCAGGAUGAAACAAUACAUGGCUUAAAAGAGGAAGUUGCAGAAACAGCAAAAUUACAACAACAACAUCAUGCUGAAUUUAUGACUUCUGAACAAGUUCCAGACAAACGAAAAUCAAAAGCUGCAGUACAUUUAGAAUCUCGUGUAGAACGUUUAAUCAAAGAAAUGGAUACAAUGAUAGAAAACCUAGUUGAUAAACGUGAAAAACUGUUAGAAGAUAUUGAAGUUCGUGAAAGUCAUAUAAAAGAACCAACUGAAGAAAAGGAACAAUCUAAAAUUAUAGAUGAAAUCAAAGCAGUUCAUGAACGAGUAGUAGAUAUCAAUGAUUUAUUACAAUCAUUAAAACGUAUUCAAAAUGUUCAAGAUAAUACACGUUGGGAGAAAAUUUUAAAAGUUUUAGAUGAAGAUCAAGAUGGAAAAAUUGAAUUGAAACAUGUACUCUCUGUCAUUGAACUUUUGGGUAAAGAGAAUGUUAAGCUUUCCAGCAAAGAAAUUACCCGUGUUCUUGAAAUGAUUGAUAAUGAACAAAUGGCCAAUGCAAUCCUUUCCGAUGAGGUCAAAGUAGAUAAAAGCCGUUCACAUUUAUCAACAGAUAAUGCCACUCAGGUACCAUCUUCACAGCAGAAAAAAUGA
Messenger RNA from Heterobilharzia americana, 1767 nucleotides. The record is from the annotation of a GenBank genome assembly. NCBI's taxonomy places the organism in Eukaryota, Metazoa, Platyhelminthes, Trematoda, Strigeidida, Schistosomatidae.